AUGUUUGAAGGAUUUGGUCCAAAUAAGAAGCGUAAGACAUCAAAGUUAGCCGCAGAGCAAUCGUUAGCACAACAACCUUGGGUUGAGAAAUACAGGCCCAAAAAUUUAGAUGAAGUUACAGCUCAAGACCAUGCCGUUACCGUUUUGAAGAAAACCUUAAAGUCAGCUAAUCUACCACAUAUGCUGUUCUAUGGCCCUCCAGGAACUGGUAAAACGUCUACCAUUUUAGCACUAACCAAAGAAUUAUAUGGGCCCGAAUUGAUGAAAUCAAGAAUCUUAGAGUUGAAUGCUUCUGAUGAACGUGGUAUCUCUAUUGUAAGAGAAAAGGUGAAAAAUUUUGCAAGAUUGACGGUAUCCAAGCCUAGCAAACAUGACUUGGAGAACUAUCCAUGCCCACCGUACAAGAUCAUUAUCCUUGAUGAGGCCGAUUCAAUGACUGCCGAUGCGCAAAGUGCAUUGCGUAGAACAAUGGAAACCUAUUCAGGAGUAACAAGGUUCUGUUUGAUUUGUAAUUAUGUGACAAGAAUUAUUGACCCGCUGGCAUCCCGUUGUUCCAAAUUUAGAUUCAAAGCCCUAGAUGCAAGUAAUGCCAUCGACCGUUUGAGGUAUAUCAGCGAACAAGAAAAUGCUAAAUGUGAUGAUGGAGUUUUAGAAAGAAUAUUAGACAUUUCAGCAGGUGACUUGAGAAGAGGCAUCACAUUAUUACAAUCCGCUUCCAAAAGGGCGCAAUACUUGGGAGACGGUAAAAAUAUAACUUCGACACAAGUGGAAGAAUUAGCCGGCGUGGUACCUCAUGACAUUUUAAUAGAAAUCACUGAGAAAGUUAAAAGUGGUGAUUUUGAUGGGAUUAACAAAUAUGUUAACGCAUUCAUGAAGAGCGGUUGGUCUGCCGCUUCAGUAGUCAACCAGCUACAUGAAUAUUACAUCACCAGCGAUAACUUUGAUACGGACUUCAAGAAUCAAAUUUCCUGGUUGCUGUUUACCACGGAUUCCAGGUUAAACAACGGCACUAACGAGCACAUCCAAUUAUUAAACUUAUUAGUUAAAAUAUCCCAACUCUAA
Saccharomyces paradoxus is the source of this 1062-nucleotide messenger RNA. It is a transcript of the gene RFC2, whose product is annotated as replication factor C subunit 2. Gene Ontology annotation, molecular function: DNA binding; DNA clamp loader activity; ATP hydrolysis activity. The coding region runs from base 1 to 1062 and encodes 353 amino acids. The transcript has a single exon. Gene Ontology annotation, cellular component: DNA replication factor C complex; nucleus. The record is from RefSeq and is a predicted model, not a curated record. Gene Ontology annotation, biological process: DNA-templated DNA replication; DNA repair. Lineage: Eukaryota; Fungi; Ascomycota; Saccharomycetes; Saccharomycetales; Saccharomycetaceae.